UUGGACCUAUUUUUUUUUUCUUAAGUUGACCAAAACAAGAAAAGGAAAAAAGACACUGGUGGGUUUAGCGAAGUUUAAACGCAGCAGGGAAACUUUCAACCUUUCAUUUCGUGCUGAUCGGAACAGGUUUUGUAACAUUAAAUUUGGGGACUUCUGUUUCUUUAUUGGAAGGGAAGAGAAGAGAAGAGAGGGGAAAUGGGUUUCAUCAUGGAAUUUGCGGAAAACUUGGUAUUGAAGUUGAUGGAAGACCCGAAGGAAAGAGAUCGGAGGUUCAGGGAGCACGUUUAUAGAGUGAAGGACAGGUGCGAGAAGACAAAGGAGAUGUGGAGCUACCCCAUGCGGCCCUAUGGUUUUUGGACAUUCGAACGCCACAAUUCUCAGCUUGCAUGGGAUGCCCAAAUUAGCCAAGUUCCUGGUAGGAGGGACCCUUAUGAUGAUCUCCUCCAACAUUACUCCGCUCCACCUAAAUGAGUGUUGCUGACCUUGCCUCUAGCAUUAUUGGUGGAAAAGGAUGAAUUUGUUGUAAUUUCCCCUUUUGACAUACUGGUUUGUGCUUUUUUAUUCUUCUAUUUUGAAUAAAGGUUCCAUAUAACUAUGGUACCGGCAGGAUUUUUUCCCUUGAGAUUCUUGCACUAUUUUGCAGUUCCUGGCAAUAUUUCUAUUUUAACAAUGUUUCAUCUCACUAUUUAAUGGUAUGGUGUCGUAAUAGAAUGCAACUAUAGAUUAGGUUUGUAAUGGGAGUGGAUUGUGUAA
Vigna unguiculata (cowpea) is the source of this 753-nucleotide messenger RNA. Its product is annotated as NADH-ubiquinone oxidoreductase. Lineage: Eukaryota; Viridiplantae; Streptophyta; Magnoliopsida; Fabales; Fabaceae. Gene Ontology annotation, cellular component: respiratory chain complex I. The record is from RefSeq and is a predicted model, not a curated record.